Messenger RNA from Hirundo rustica (Barn swallow), 674 nucleotides. RefSeq names its product NCBP2 antisense 2 (head to head) (gene NCBP2AS2). NCBI's taxonomy places the organism in Eukaryota, Metazoa, Chordata, Aves, Passeriformes, Hirundinidae. The transcript has a single exon. Bases 8 to 262 code for a protein of 84 amino acids. The record is from RefSeq and is a predicted model, not a curated record.
GGCGGCCAUGGCGCUGCUGCGGGCGCUGCUGCUGCUGCUCUCCAGCCCGCGACUCGUGCAGCGGCUCUCGGAGUCGCGGCCCAUCCGCGCCGCCGCCCGGGUCACCGCCACCGCCCUCACCCGCGGCCAGCGCGACCUGGCCCCGCGCCUGCUUCGCCUGCGCGACGCCUUCCUCGCCGAGCUCAAGGACGGAGCCCGCGCACGGGGGUGGCCGUGGCCGCGCGGGCCGGGCCGCGGCGGCCGCCCCGGAUCAACGCCGUGAUCGCCGCUUCGAGCGGGAGGGCAGCUGCGGACGGAGCAGGGGAAGAGACGGGGACCGCCGCCGCUUCCCUGCGCCGAGCGCACAGAGCGCGUCGGAACCGGCGGGUGAAGGGCCGCGGCAGCUGCUCCGGACCCCCGGCGGUGCCUGGGCUGUGGAUGGCGAACUGCGGACUGGACGGUGCGUUCCACAUCGCAUGGCCUGGAGCGGCUCCUCGGGAAAGCAUGAACACGGGAAGCGGCGUCUCAUCCGUUUCGUGGAUUUCCAUUUCGAAGACAGUAUACACGUUCCACGGUUCUCAGGAACAGUCAGACUCACUUUAUAAUCACGCACAAUACUGUGAAGGUUGUCAUUUUAAGUGCUUGAUAAGGAACUUGAAAUAAAACCACGAUUCUCACGGGAGUACCUGUAACAA